This is a messenger RNA of Mirounga angustirostris (Northern elephant seal), 932 nucleotides long. It is a transcript of the gene SLC7A13, whose product is annotated as solute carrier family 7 member 13. Gene Ontology annotation, cellular component: membrane. Gene Ontology annotation, molecular function: L-amino acid transmembrane transporter activity. The transcript is spliced from 2 exons. Gene Ontology annotation, biological process: amino acid transmembrane transport. Lineage: Eukaryota; Metazoa; Chordata; Mammalia; Carnivora; Phocidae. The record is from RefSeq and is a predicted model, not a curated record.
AUGGAUAAAGGGAAGAAGAUGCAACUCAAGAGAAUGUUUGGAUAUUGCUGGGGCACAAGUUUUUAAAUCAUUAAUAUAAUUGGUAUAGCACUUUUUGUGGCCCCCAAAGGGAUAUUGAAGUACUUUUGCAUGAAUGUGGGGCUCUCCCUGUGUAUUUGGGCUGCUUGUGGCCUGUUGUCAAUGAUGACCACUCUCUGCUCAGCAGAGAUAGGUAUAACCUUCCCACACAGCAGAGCUCACUACUAUUUUCUCAAAAGAUGUUUCGGCAACUUGAUCUCUUUCCUGAAUCUCUGGACAGCUUUGUUUCUGGGGCCAGGGUUAGCUGCCAGCCAAGCCCUACUCCUCGCUGAGUAUAGCACUGAACCUUUUUAUCCCAGCUGCUCUGCUCCAAAGCUGCCGAAGAAAUGUCUGGCGCUAGCCAUGUUGCGGACUGUGGGACUUCUGAAUUCUCGCGGUGUGGAAGAGGUGACUUGGCUUCAGACAGCCAGCCUAGUGCUGAAAACGGCCCCACUAGGCCUUAUUUCCCUGAGUGGAGAGGUCCUGCUGUUGAGAGGAAGGAAGAGCUUUCAGAACUCUUGAUACUGAGUUUCCAGAAGCCUCUGGUUUAUAGACGCUGUUUUCCAAGGAUAUUUUGCGUUCUCAGGUGGGGGAUGUUUUACAUUUAUAGCAGGGGAGCUGAAGAAACCCAGAAAGAUAAUUCCAAGAUGCAUUUUUACUGCUUUACCUCUGGUGACUGUCAUUUAUCUACUGGUUACUAUUUCCUACCUGCCUGUUCUGACACCCAAGGAAAUUCUCUCUUCAGGUUUAUAUGCAAAUGACUAAGGCAAUAAAUAAUAAUGACCGUUCUGGAUAUCAGUAUCACUUUACCAAAUGUACUGCGGUUUGUUUUUCAUUAUUUUAUAUAGAGAAUCAACUUGUAAUUCUCAAAAAUA